CCAGGUCGUGCUAUCGACGACGGUGAACGUUGAUGGGCACGUGCUGGCGGUGUCUGACAACAUGUUUGUUCACAACAACUCCAAGCACGGGAGGAGAGCGAGGAGACUCGACCCCUCGGAAGCCACCCCCUGCAUCAAAGCCAUCAGCCCCAGCGAAGGGUGGACCACGGGGGGAGCGAUGGUCAUCAUCAUCGGGGACAACUUCUUCGAUGGGCUGCAGGUGGUGUUUGGGACCAUGCUGGUGUGGAGUGAGCUCAUCACCCCUCACGCCAUCCGCGUCCAGACGCCUCCCCGCCACAUUCCCGGCGUGGUUGAAGUGACAUUAUCCUACAAAUCCAAACAGUUCUGCAAAGGGGCACCAGGCAGGUUUAUUUACACAGCUUUAAAUGAACCUACCAUAGAUUAUGGCUUCCAGAGACUGCAGAAGGUCAUCCCAAGACAUCCUGGUGACCCUGAAAGACUAGCUAAGGAGAUGCUGCUGAAACGAGCUGCUGACCUGGUGGAGGCCCUGUAUGGGACACCCCACAACAACCAGGACAUCAUCCUGAAGAGAGCGGCCGACAUCGCCGAGGCCCUGUACAGCGUUCCCAGGAAUCCUGCCCAGAUCCCGGCCCUGUCCAGCUCCCCUGCCCACAGCAGCAUGAUGGGCAUCAACUCCUACGGCAGCCAGCUGGGGGUCAGCAUCUCCGAGUCCACCCAGGCCAACAACCAAGGUUACAUCCGCAACACCAGCAGCAUCUCCCCCCGGGGUUACUCCUCCAGCUCCACCCCUCAACAGUCCAACUACAGCACCUCCAGCAACAGCAUGAACGGCUACAGCAACGUGCCCAUGGCCAACCUGGGCGUGCCGGGCUCGCCGGGCUUCAUCAACGGCUCUCCCACGGGAUCCCCCUACGGAUUGAUGUCCUCGAGUCCCACAGUUGGCUCCUCCAGCACUUCUUCCAUCCUUCCAUUCUCCUCCUCCGUCUUUCCUGCUGUCAAACAGAAGAGUGCCUUUGCUCCUGUCAUCAGACCCCAAGGGUCUCCUUCCCCUGCCUGCUCCAGUGGCAAUGGAAAUGGGUUCAGAG
This is a messenger RNA of Empidonax traillii (willow flycatcher), 1067 nucleotides long. Its product is annotated as transcription factor COE2. Gene Ontology annotation, biological process: regulation of transcription by RNA polymerase II. The transcript has 8 exons. The annotation marks the transcript as partial. Lineage: Eukaryota; Metazoa; Chordata; Aves; Passeriformes; Tyrannidae. The record is from RefSeq and is a predicted model, not a curated record. Gene Ontology annotation, molecular function: DNA-binding transcription factor activity, RNA polymerase II-specific; RNA polymerase II cis-regulatory region sequence-specific DNA binding.